This is a messenger RNA of Xenopus laevis (African clawed frog), 2953 nucleotides long. It is a transcript of the gene vasn.L, whose product is annotated as vasorin L homeolog. The transcript is spliced from 2 exons. Gene Ontology annotation, cellular component: plasma membrane; membrane. The record is from RefSeq and is a predicted model, not a curated record. Bases 502 to 2481 code for a protein of 659 amino acids. Lineage: Eukaryota; Metazoa; Chordata; Amphibia; Anura; Pipidae.
UGGGGUCAGUGUGAAAGGUGUAAGGGGGGGAGAGGUGUGUGUGUAGCUGAGGGGGGUUGGAGCAAACCAAUGGCUGCUUAGCAAGCACUGGAGGGAAGCUUAGAACUGCCCCUCUCCUGGUGACGCCUUCAAUGCCCCAGGCACACAUAGCUCAAGAGCAGCUAAACUAUCACUUCCCCAUCUAGAGAGAGAGGGAGCGAGACACGGAGAGAAGGAAAAUCUGGAUUUAGGGAAAGGAGAGGGGAAAGACACGGCAACUGCCAGAGGGAUAUUAGAAACACCUGGACAAGGACAAAGUCAUAAGUGAGUUGGGUGAGAGAGGAAAGGGGGUUGAUAUACGAAGGGGAUAUAAGAAAGGAAAGAGAACAUAUAGAAAGUAAGAAAAAAACAUUUCUUAUAAAAGGCAGCAGGCAACAGAGCCGGGAUAAGGAGAGAUUCCCAUCAUCUGGAUGCCAUUUGUCUGCUGGAACUUCUGCACAGAGCCAACACAUAAGGUUUCCCAUGAUGUGGCAUCUCCUAGUAUGGACAAUUCUGCUUGCCAAUGCCCGAUGGAUGAUCGCUGAAGGUUGCCCAGCUGGCUGCCAGUGUAAUACGCCACAGAAUGUGUUCUGCCUCGCACGCACAAACUCAUACUUUCCACAUGGCGUGCCCCCUGACACACUUAAUCUGUAUGUAUUUGAGAACGGCAUCAGCUCCAUCGAGGAGAGCAGUUUUAUUGGGUUGAAUGGUUUGCAUCUCCUCGACCUCUCUCAUAACCAACUAUCUAGUCUCCCAGGGGGAGUAUUUAGGAGCUUGGCCAAUCUGAGCAACCUGGAGCUUACAUCCAACCAGCUGACAGAGAUUUCUGCAGACACUUUUCAGGGUCUAAGUCGGCUGGAGAGACUGUACCUAAAUGGAAACCGCAUCCGCAGCAUUCACCCAGACGCCUUUAAGGGUCUUGAAAGUCUGCUGGAACUCAAGCUGAGCAACAACCAACUGAUAACACCUCCAUCCUUUUCUCUGCCCCAUCUCUUGCUCCUCGAUCUCAGUUACAAUGCAAUUCUUGUCAUUCAACCAGGGGUCUUUAAUGCAGACAACAUUGAGACUCUUCGUCUUGCUGGUCUUGGUUUGAAAGAAGUACCAGAAUUGUUGCUGAGUGGCCUCAAAAACCUUCAUGAACUUGACUUGUCUGACAACCAGCUGGACAAACUACCUCCUGGGCUGCUUGGGUUGACAAAGCUAAGCAUUGCCGGUAAUGUUGGAUUCUCUCAGAUACAAGUGGAUGACCUUGCAAACCUUCCUGCACUACAAGAGCUAGAUUUAAGUGGGCUCAGCCUACGUACCCUACCAAAGGGUCUAUUUAGGUCUUCAAAACGCCUUCGGACAAUAAGCCUGGCACAAAAUCCAUUCAACUGUGUUUGCUCACUAGGCUGGUUAUCUGAAUGGAUGCGGGUUAGUGGAGUGGUACUGCUGCGGCCAGAUGAGACUCGCUGCCAUUUUCCUCCUAAAAAUGCCGGCAAGACUUUGAGACAAUUGCGGGAUUCUGAGUAUGGAUGCCCAGCACCAACAACUAUUCAUAUACCAACAACAGCAUCAAGCACCACCACUGGGCCACCUACAACCACGAAGCCCUUGCAGACAGAAGCCCCAACUACUGCCUCCACUACAACUACCACCAUCCUUCAUCAGGAGCAGGAAGAAGACACUCAACCAUUUCCAUUCGAAGACCCUUUGUGUCCACCUCAGACUUGUCUGAAUGGAGGUUCUUGCCAACUAGAUCAUACUGGCCAAUUGGAAUGUGAAUGCCCACCUGGAUUCCAAGGCACUUACUGUGAGACUGGUCCAGUCACACCUGCUCUGGUUACAGAAAAAUACACAGAGCAGGUGAAAAUCAUUGAAGUGACAGUUAGCUCUAUCCGAGUUGAUCUUCAGAGUUACAGCCAAAACAAAGAAAAGCUGUGGAGAAUCAGACUAACUGUGCGUAAUCUGUAUGGUGCAGACCGUCGACCAAAGAUAUAUAAUUUUCCGCCUUCUCUGCCUGAAUACACAGUAAGGGCAUUGUCCCCCAACACUACCUAUUGGCUAUGCCUGGGGUCACAGGGUGAGGGAGGUCCAGAAGAUGAUCUGUGCACUGAAAUUCACACUUUAGGAGAACCUCCAAAGCACAGCCCCCAAGUCACACAAUCUCAAGAAGGAAACCUCACCCUGGUGCUCGUUCCUGCAGUGGCUGCAGGAAUCCUAUUGUCUGCAGCAGUUGCAGCCGCAGCUUGCUACGCUAGAAGACGCCAGGGAAAGGGACACUCUGUUGAGGAUGGUGGUCCUUUAGAAAUGGAUGGGGUAAAAAAAGGACUGGAUGGCACGGGGGAAAUCAAAAAACUGUCAGAUGGUCAAACUGGGCCUGAAAAAAAUAGUGCAGAAUCAGAAGAGCCUCUAAUGGACUCAACAAGGAUUGGGAACAAUAAUGAUGCACCCACAGGCAGGCUCCCUCAUUCAUACUUCUAAUCAAGGCACAGAUUAUGGUGACUUUGAAAGUGUUUAUUUGGUCUGUAUACAGAUGACUGGACUAUCAAAAGAUCUUAGUACAAGGCACUGAAAAGUGCAACCGCAGCUUUCUUAUCUUUGGUCAAGAGUUAUAGAAAGUGAGCCGGACGUACUUGUGCCCUGCUUUGGAGCGUCUGCCGUCGCAGGACAGUGUUAAACAUUCUACCACUUGGAGAGAAGAAGUCCAAGAGAUAGCUCUUCACAGACUCUGAACAUUAAGGAACAGUUGGUCUUUUUUUCAGACUGAUACCCUACUAAGUUUGGAAAGGCUGCAGGGAUUCAUUUAGGCUGGACCUGUAAAGGGGGAAAGUCAAGUUUUGAUUGGGCCUGGAUAUUAAGGCACCUAUUGCUGGACAAGAUGGGGUCUUAUGGUAAUGAUUCAUGCUGGGAUACAAAACUUGGCACAAUAUAAUAAAUAAAGACUUUCUUACAA